Messenger RNA from Coffea eugenioides, 806 nucleotides. Its product is annotated as elicitor-responsive protein 1. The transcript is spliced from 5 exons. NCBI's taxonomy places the organism in Eukaryota, Viridiplantae, Streptophyta, Magnoliopsida, Gentianales, Rubiaceae. The record is from RefSeq and is a predicted model, not a curated record. The coding region runs from base 88 to 549 and encodes 153 amino acids.
AUAACGCACUAGGAAGGAAGCCUCCGUUGAAUUUGACUAUUGAUUCUCUUCAGUCUUCUCUCUCUUCUCUGCGAGGAACGGUGAGAAAUGACGAUCGGAAUAAUGGAGGUGACUUUAGUUGGCGCUCGAGGUCUCAAAGACACUGAAUUUUUUGGCGGAAUUGAUCCAUAUGUUUUGAUUCAGUACAAAGGCCAAGAGCGCAAAAGUAGCAUUGCUCGAGGGCAAGGUAGCAACCCAGCGUGGAAUGAGAAGUUCACCUUCAGAGCAGAGUAUCCAGGCGGUGAUGACCAGUACAAGCUCAUUCUCAAGAUAAUGGACCACGAUACUUUUUCGUCUGAUGACUACCUCGGCCAGUCCACCAUCUACCUGAAAGAGCUUCUAGAACUGGGUGUGGAGAAUGGAAAAGCUGAAAUACAUCCUCAAAAGUAUAGCAUUGUUGCCAGUGACCAAACAUUCAGUGGAGAAAUUCAAGUUGGGAUUACUUUUACUCCAAAGGAGGACGCUAAUGCCGAAGAAGAAUUUGGUGGAUGGAAGGAAAGCGACUACUAGUUUCUCUGACAGAUGAGCGUGCUCAAUAUGUAAUAUGCGAUUCUUGUAAUAUAGUCCGGAAUGAAUCUUCAGCUGCACCAGAAGUUCUUUUCAUCUCGCUUAAGUUGCGAUAUUAGGAUUAAAAUGUCGUUCAAAGUUGCAUCUGUAACAUUUCGUGUUAGAAAGAACGCCUUGUUUAGUAUGCGUGUUUUGUUGAGUUCACAAACUGAUCUUUUGACUUUUGAGUGGCCUCCAAGUUUGCUGAGCAAUUACUGGUA